Gastrolobium bilobum is the source of this 2359-nucleotide messenger RNA. Its product is annotated as E3 ubiquitin protein ligase RIN2. Bases 280 to 2040 code for a protein of 586 amino acids. The transcript has 13 exons. Lineage: Eukaryota; Viridiplantae; Streptophyta; Magnoliopsida; Fabales; Fabaceae. Gene Ontology annotation, biological process: positive regulation of plant-type hypersensitive response; ubiquitin-dependent protein catabolic process; protein ubiquitination. Gene Ontology annotation, cellular component: ubiquitin ligase complex; cytosol; plasma membrane. Gene Ontology annotation, molecular function: ubiquitin protein ligase activity; ubiquitin binding. The record is from RefSeq and is a predicted model, not a curated record.
CUAUCCUGUCUCUGUCUUGAUUCUGAUGCGAGUGGUUAUUGCAGAAACCCCAACCCUCGCUCCAUUACCCUUCUCCUAGAUCGGGUAUCUUAUUUCAUCUGGUGACCUGAGAUGAGAAGGUAAAUAGGUGAUGGUGGCGUUUUAAGCUGAUUUAUAAACUUUGCCCUCUGGUUCCAUUGGAUUUUGAACCAUAUUUAUGAUGGGCAAAGGACGGCAAUAAUUAAAGUCAGAUGAAAAUCCAGGAGAUUGGUGUUAGUAGAAAGGCUGAAGUUAUUACUAAUGGCUUUGAAGUUUAUAGCGAUUUCUGCAGUUUCCACGCUUUUAAGCUUUGUGGGUCUGCAGUUUUGCACAGACUUGUCCUUAGAUAAACUUAAAUCAGAUGGACUAAUUGGCUGGAAUUUAAUACAUUUGGACAAUGCUGACCAUGACAUUGAGUUACCUCUGGGUUUGUACACAACCACAUUUCUACUGGUGAAUUGCAUGAUCAAUGUAUUUAUCCUUCUCAGUCUUUGUCUCAAGGCUGUGUUCUUCACGGAGUUGUAUUCUUCGGAAACUCGUAAACUGAUUGAGCGUGUCAUUAAUUAUGUCAUUUACAAGGGAACAUUUCUGCCACUAAUUGUGCCGCCAACAAUUUAUCAGGCAGGUCUUUGGUCAACUUGGUUGACUGUGCUUUGUUCUUUAAAGAUGUUUCAAGCUUUGGCUAGAGAUCGUUUGGAGCGGCUGAAUGCAUCUCCGUCUGCUACACCCUGGACAUAUCUUCGUGUAUACUCAGCAUUGUUAUUCGUUUUCUUGGUUGAUGUUCUUUGGAUAAGGCUUUGUCUGGCGAUAUAUAGAACACAUGCGUCCUCUUUGUUUCUGUUACUAUUCUUUGAGCCUUUCAGUAUUGCUUUUGAGACCCUACAGGCCAUUUUGGUACAUGGAUUUCAGUUGCUUGACAUAUGGCUUCAUCAUUCAGCUUGCAACAGCAGUGAUUGCCGAAUGCCUAAAGUGCUUGACACAUUAACAGCAGGUUCAUUAUUGGAAUGGAAGGGAAUUCUUAUUCGGAACUUGGGAUUUUUCCUAGACAUGGCAACAUUUUUUAUGGCACUUGGCCAUUACUUGUAUAUAUGGCGGCUUCAUGGCAUGGCUUUCCAUCUUGUAGAUGCAGUGCUAUUUCUAAAUAUACGUGCAUUGCUUAGUGCAAUAGUCAAUCGCAUAAAAGGCUUCAUCAGGCUAAGAAUAGCACUAGGAGCACUUCAUGCAGCUCUUCCUGAUGCAACAACUGAGGAGCUAAGAGCAUAUGAUGAUGAAUGUGCUAUUUGUAGAGAACCCAUGGCUAAGGCGAAAAAGCUAAACUGCAAUCACCUCUUCCAUCUUGCAUGUUUAAGAUCUUGGUUGGAUCAAGGCCUGACUGAGAUGUAUACUUGUCCAACAUGCCGGAAGCCACUUUUUGCAGGCCGGCCCGAAAAUGAAACAAACUCCAGUAUGGGGGAAAUAUCUAGUGAUGAGCAACUUGCCCGACAAAUAAGUGCAGGAUUUGAUCGGUCAAACUCUGCUAGACAUACCAUGCCUGCAGGAUUGUAUCCAAAUCAGCCACCGAACACUGCUGAAGGUGUUCCUUGGAGGGGUGCAGGACUGGACUCGGGUUGGUUGCAUUCUUGGCCCAAUCAAGGUGUUGAUGGAGCUGGUCCAUCUACUGCUAUCAGAACUGUUGGAUUGGGAAGAGUUCAAAUGAUGAUGAGGCAUCUUGCAGCUGUUGGAGAAACCUAUGCUCAGACCGCCUUUGAAGAUGCUGCUUGGAGCCUUUGGCCUAUUAAUCCUUCUCAGGCUUCUACAAGUGGUGCAAACAUUCCUUCCCCUGGUGGAAGAUUGCCAGGAGGAACUGGUAGUUUACAUAUAAGGACUGCAUCACAUUCUGCAAAUGAUAAUGUGGCAAAUAUACUUGCUAUGGCUGAUACUGUUCGGGAGGUUCUACCUCAUAUUCCAGAUGACAUAAUAUUCCAGGACUUGCAGCGGACAAAUUCUGUGACAGUUACGGUGAAUAAUCUUCUCCAAAUGUGAUGUAUUAAGGUAUUAUUUUGGUCAUCAAGGAUCAUGAAGAAUCAAGGACGUAGAGUUACAAUUGUCCUUGGAAAGUCAUAGGCUUCAUUUUAUGUAUAUAGAGUCAGCAAUUCAACCUGUUGUACUCGAAAAGAUAGCAGAAAGUAUAGGCUUUUUCUUUCUCUGUUAUCUUUGAAUUUGUGGUAAAAUAAAUGCGGUGUAUGUUCCACAAGUUUGUUCCCUUUCAAUUGUAAUUUUUAAGGUUGAAUCUACUGCUACGUCAAAUUAUGCCCUUCUCUUUUUCUGCUUUGUGGGAUUUAGGAGAGGUCCCCAGGGUGUC